Messenger RNA from Ceratina calcarata, 1933 nucleotides. RefSeq names its product Establishment of cohesion (gene eco). Gene Ontology annotation, molecular function: protein-lysine-acetyltransferase activity. Gene Ontology annotation, cellular component: chromatin; nucleus. The transcript has 5 exons. Bases 192 to 1910 code for a protein of 572 amino acids. Gene Ontology annotation, biological process: mitotic sister chromatid cohesion. The record is from RefSeq and is a predicted model, not a curated record. Lineage: Eukaryota; Metazoa; Arthropoda; Insecta; Hymenoptera; Apidae.
UGCGCUCUCCCGGCGCUCUAGUAGGUUGCAGUAGGUUGGUUUAGGUAUUCAGUCUCGGGGUUAAUAUCAGUUAAUAACUCUGAUCAACUCUGAUAACUCUCAUGUGGCAAAAUAAAUAAUUGAAACUGUAAUAAUAUUUAUUACUGUUAGACAAGUAAAAUACUUGGAGACUAGACGUGACUUUUAAUAGAAUGCUUCACAUGAAUGAAAAUUCUCCGGUGAAGAAGGAGUACCCUUUGAAGAGGCAUGCUUUCGAAGAAUUGGGAAAUACACCAAAAAAAAUGUUAAAGACUGAUCCAAAUAGUAAGACGUCAAAAGUUAGAGUAGCUUUAUUUCAAGAUAAAGAUUAUGGAUCAAAAUUAAAGAGCAUAGCACUAAGUACGAAAACGUUCUAUAAUAAAUCGGAAAGAAAAGAAGAAGAUUAUAAAAUUAAUAUCAGACACAGACUAAAAAGGAGAUCAAAAAGUUGUUUUCCACAUUUUAAAAGGCACACAGUAGGAGGAAUCAAUGCUGGUGUAUCACACGGCAUUAAGAAGCCCAAAUUAAAGAGCCCUAAACUAAAUUUAGAUAUUACAAAUGAUGAGACCAAUAUACGACAAUCUAUGUCAGAAAUGGAUGAAACUGAAAAUGUUGAACCUACAGACAGGAGUUCAUCACCAGAAAUUGAUCCUAAUAAACGAUUUUUCAAAAUUAAAAGGAAUUCUCAGGCUCUGGUAACGAUAAAUAAAAAUGUUAAAUUAAAAGUUGCACCUGAUGGUAAAAUAGUGUUGAAUCAAAAAGUUGCAAGGCAUAAAAAAUCAAAGCCUGCAAAUAUCUCUUUUGACGCAAGUGACUUAACAGUGGAUGAACCAGAGUUAGAAUCUACGAUUGAGAAAACUGAAGUGGACAAUAUAUUAAAAUUAUUAGAGAAUGAUUGGGCUGAUGACGAAUAUGAUACCAUGGACCUACUGGAUAAAGGACGGCAUAUUACACCUUUGAAGCCAAUAGCCGUGUUCAAUGAUGUUACUGUGUCACCAGCAAGUGAACUUAGCAAUAUGACUUCAAAUCUGGAUAUCAAAGAUAUUAGUGCACCAAUAACUUGUGAAGAUAAACCUUUCGACAGUAACGAAACAGAUUUUGAAAACAUCUCAGAGCCAAAGUAUUUUCCAUUAUUUAAGAAAGGAUAUUCUGCUAAUAAAUUAGAUAACAUUGAUAAAAAAGUGCAUCACACUGGCAAAGAAAAUCAAAAUUGGCAAUUAUCUGUAAAACUAAAUGGUGGUAAUAAUCAAUACCAAUUAGAUGCAGGUCAAAAGAAUUUUGGAGCAACUCAGUGUACAGAGUGUGGUGUUAUAUACCAAAUAGGAGAUCCUGAAGAUGAAAAUGCACAUUUAAAUUAUCACAAUAAUAAGAAAAGUUUGAAAUUUUCAGGUUGGAAAGUCGAACGAAUAAUCAUGGAAGAUCCAUUUACAAUGAGUCGAGUAAUUUUAAUAGAGCCGAAUGAUUCAAAGUUGUGUUGGAAAAAGGUAGAAGAAAUUUUAGCAUACGUAGAUAGAGAUUUAGGACUAACAGACACGAAACUUUCUGAUUACAAUCAAAAAAGGGUAUACUUAUACAUAAGAGAUAAGGCCGUUAUUGGAGUGUUGGUCGCGGAACACAUAACAACAGCACAUCAUAUGAUUCCUGAACUACUAGAGCUAAAUUGCUGUACUGCAGAAGAUAGUCCAGCCAAAUGUGGAGUAAAUGUUAUUUGGACCGAAAUAAAUCAUCGCAGACAGGGCAUAGCUACCAAAUUGAUGAAUAUACUAAGAACCAACUUCUACUUUGGAUAUGUAAUGACCAUGGAUGAUAUAGCCUUUUCAAUUCCAACUCCGAGCGGAAAAAUAUUUGCCGAGAAGUACACGAAAACACAAAAUUUUAAAGUGUAUGAUUAAAACUUGCCGUUCAUUGUUGUUCA